Messenger RNA from Lemur catta (Ring-tailed lemur), 1323 nucleotides. RefSeq lists its product as uncharacterized. The record is from RefSeq and is a predicted model, not a curated record. The coding region runs from base 1 to 1323 and encodes 440 amino acids. NCBI's taxonomy places the organism in Eukaryota, Metazoa, Chordata, Mammalia, Primates, Lemuridae. The transcript is spliced from 7 exons.
AUGUGGAGACUCACAGAGAGAGGAGAUGCGCACAGAGAUUACCCGCCCCCCACCCCGCACUCCGCCCCCAGCCUUAGCCCGGGCCUCCAGCUUCGAGGGAUCCUGGCCCUCCCUCCGCCGCCGCCACCUUUUCCCCGGUUCAGAAAACCCCUGAUUUGCACACGUGAGGGGGUUGCCAAGGGUGGGGGGACUCGGGCUGGGCGGGGGAGAAAGAGCUGCCCUGAGGGCGAGUCCAAAGGAAUUCGAGUCACCCUGGAGGAAGGGUGUACCUUUCAGCUACCCCCCUCCAUCCUGGCCUUGGCGGUUUGGAGGACAGGCCAGGGACCCCACGGUAAAAUCCGUGAUUCCGCCAGGCUCACAGGUGCUCCGGGGAAGUCUUUGCGCCCCUUCUCCCGGCCCUCGCUGGCACGGGGCUGCCGCCUCUCCCGGCCAGGCCCCCGGCUCACGCUGGGCUCUCCGCCGCCUGCCACCUCGUGGACCCCAAGCAAUUUGUUAUAUAAAACAAAACAGCAACGAGACACCGUCCUAGCGAGUGUGGGAGGCAGGGCGGACCAGGAAAUACAGGAACCAAACGGGGAGGAUGCUGUGGUUCGACUCACUUCCACCCCCUGCCCUGGACAGACUCGCCCCUGUGUCAGUACCCUGUGGUAUCCAAGAGAAAGAAAAGUAUACAAGCAACUGUCCUAUUCAGACUCACUCCACCUCCCUGACAUUCUAACAUUACCUGCCUUCAUGGGGAACUGCCGAUCCGAAGGCAGGAAUGACAGGCAGAGUCCGCCACUGUUGCCGCCGCUGCCGCCCUCGCCCUGGAACUGCUUACCGCAUCUCAGGCGGGCUUCCAGCGAGAGGACAGAUUUCAAAAUCCAAGGCUAUACCGGAGUCCCCUCCCAACGGCUGACAACACUAGCAACAUCCCGGCCUCUGGAAGUAGAAGGGGCAGGAGUCAUUGAUGGGGACUCUGAUGGUUACCGAGGCAACGAUGAUAGCACUAAGCUAUUUCCCUCUCUGCAAGGAGACCAUUAUUCCGCAUGCAUAGGCCAUUUGCAACAGAGGUCGUCACAAAGUCAUCCACAACACGGCACACGUUUAUUAAACUUUUAUUCUCUUUUUUCCCCCAACACAGAAACUAGUUUGCACUUGUAUGGGGGGUAUCAUUGUCACGGGCCCCACAUGGACGCUCAUUUACGCACCGCCACCACGGGCGCCUGCACCGCUGCCCCCGCGCAGGGGCGAGUGGUCGCUCCGCUGUCCCAUCCGCCCGUCGGGGUUGGCUCUGACCCCCUCUCGGACCUUCAGGACAAGGAGGGCGGUGGCAACGUCUAA